This is a messenger RNA of Drechmeria coniospora, 2502 nucleotides long. RefSeq names its product Transcription factor vib-1. The transcript has 4 exons. The coding region runs from base 1 to 2502 and encodes 833 amino acids. The record is from RefSeq and is a predicted model, not a curated record. Gene Ontology annotation, cellular component: nuclear chromosome. Gene Ontology annotation, biological process: positive regulation of transcription by RNA polymerase II; meiotic cell cycle. Gene Ontology annotation, molecular function: DNA-binding transcription factor activity; DNA binding. NCBI's taxonomy places the organism in Eukaryota, Fungi, Ascomycota, Sordariomycetes, Hypocreales, Ophiocordycipitaceae.
AUGUGCACCUGCGUCCACAUGUACCAUGCGGAUUGUUAUGAUGUAUUGUCUGUUGAUCCUGGAGUCCAGUGGCUCCAUGCUCCUUCCAAGAACGGCCGCAUGCACGCGGCUCACGCCUCCAGGCAGGUCGCCGAUCUCCCGUUCCUGGAUGUUAACACCGGCCAGGCCAGCGUAUCCGCCCCCGGAAGAGUGCCGGGCCUUUUAUCAUACACGCCCCUCCAACAUCUGCCGUCCUGGGGUGCCAUCGGGAUACAAGUACAUACACCUGUCCGCGACCUUCAAGCUCGACCGUCGUCGUACUCGCACGCAUCUUUCACAUCGCCAUCGUCCAAACUUUUCUUCUCCUCGACCCUGCCGCCACCGCCCGAGCCGAGCCGGACAGCAACGCUGACCGCCGAGAGUGUCGACGCAGACGCACGAGGCAAGCCUGAUUUACUCUCUCCCCCGUCGUUGCUCGCCUCCAGAGGAAGCAGCUCCGUGCCCGGAUAUUUCGAACCGUCCUGGACAAGCCUGCAAGGACAUGAGCUCGUGAUGACCACCGCAGCGUACCCGGCCACCAUGACGGAGUUGAGGGGAGAUCUCGCGCACUCGAGCAUGUGGUCCAACUACGGAGCCUCGACGCACUUGCCCAGCAGCCGGCUGGGGAGCGCCAUGGACUCGAGCUUCCAUGGCUCGUCGGCGGCGUCGUCGUCGCACGCCGCGGCUCGUCCCCGGAGUGGCCAAGUCGCCGUCGACCACCAGGCGUACCCGUACAGAGGGUACCCCCAGGACGAGUCGACGGCCUACGAUCGUCACCCCAGCUUCCCGAGCCUCAAGAGAAGCUUCUCGCAAGCGGAACCGCCGGCCUACCAGGAGAUCAUCCAGGAUCUCCGAGACGACGGCGCGAGGUUGACGGUGAACCAGGAUCACAAGCUGCUGUCCUUCCGACGCGCGCAGGACAAGUCGACGGUCGUUGACCAGCAGGGCCGCGUCGUCCAGUUUGACCUCUCGGCCCAGCUGCACGGCAUGUUCUUCCUGUCGGAGAUGCCCUCGGGCGCCGGCGACGGCUCGACGACGUCGAUGCAGCCCGAGCUCACGUGCUAUCGCCGGAACCUGUUCCAGAUCAGCGGCUCGCUGGUGAUGCCGAGAGGCCAGCUGUCCGUCGUCAACGAGUCCAACGAGACGCUUCCCGUGACGAGCAUGGAGGUGGCCAUCUCCGCCAUCGAGUCGGUUGAUGGGAACCCGGUUCGUCUCAUCGUCAUCCCGUGGAAGACGCCGCCGCCGAACACGCCCGAGAUCGCCCAGACGCCGGACCAGGAGCCCCCGGUCGUUCCGUUGAUCCCCUUCCAGGACGACGGAGCCGACGCCGACGGGGACCUCGCCGUCUAUCCCGUCGGCUGGCGUCGCCUUCAGUUUCGCAUAGCGACGGCGAACAACGGCCGGAGGAAGGAGCUUCAGCAGCACUUCGUCCUGCACCUGAAGGUGAACGGCACCUUGGCGGACAAUUCCAAGAUUGUCAUGGCCGAGUCGACGACGUCCCCCAUCGUGGUGCGAGGCCGCAGCCCGCGGAACUUCCAGGCGCGAAAGGAGAUCCCCCUGCUCGGCUCCAGCGCCGGCUCCAGGGGCCAGGCGCUGGUCGAAACGGGCCUCGGCGUCGUUGCGAGCGCCAUGUCGGUCAAGCAAGACAAGGCGAGGUCGAGCAUGGACAUGCAGCAGGUGCCUCGCUCUUCCUUCACCUUCAGCCCCCCCAGGACCCAGGGCAGCACGCUGAGCUCCCUGCGAUGCAACACGUAUCCGUCGUGGAACGCCCAAGUUCACACGUCCAGCCCGGGGGCGUACUCGUCCACGUCGAUGGGAGGAGACUCGUACCCCAAGAUGCCGCUCUCCGGCGGCGCGGGCUUCGGCGGCGAGCCGCAGGAGCUGCCGCUGCAGUCGUCGAUGGCGCCUUCGGUGGGCUUGCCCCUGGCGAGCAGCGAGCAGGCGCACGCGCCCCUGCGGUCGCAGUACGCGUACGCGCCGUCGGCCGCUCACUUGCCCGGCAGCAGCGUCACCAUCAGCCCGACGGACAGCGCGUUGAGCAUACCUCGUUACGUCGACAGCAACCCCAGACCGUCCAAGAGCCCCCGGCAAGCCGGCCACCAGUCGGUGCACAGCUCGGGUUCGGCCACCAACACGGACAGCUCGUCGGACUACCGCUACGGGUCCUACCGGACCUCGAACGCCGGCGGCAGCGACGUCUCGCAAGCCCCCAGCUACACGUCGGAGUCCUCGACGACGACGAACCCGCCGUCGAGGGAGUAUUACCCCGCCCCGAGCACCUGGACGACGACGGCCUCGGAAUCGAGCUCGAGCCCGGCGUACGCAAGCGCCGACGCGCGGCCGUACCCCUUCUCUCACGAUUCGUACAAGGGCUCGGCGGCCAUUCCGCAUCUCAAGCACGAGUCGGCGUCCCCUACCGUCUACGGUGCAGGCCACCGUAGCUCGUUUGACACGAUGAACAACUACUCGUGGAGCGCGGCAUAA